AUGAAAACGGUGCACGGAUUAAAUACUUGGCAGUAUUCAGCUGAUCCGUUUGUGGAAACUUUGGAAUUAGAUGGAGACGUAGAAAUGGGCGAAUUCAAGGAGCUUGAAGGUGCUGGUGAUGAUACCGCAAGCAAUGAUGCUGUUAGCGCCGAAGAAGACACCGCUUCCCAUGAUAACGAUGAAUGGGAAGGUUCGGCUGCAGGUACAGCGCGGCGAGUUCACAGCGGUGAGAAUAUUGAAGCUGCAAAACUUACUCAGUAUCUACUUGUUCCGGUACUCGAAUUAGCUGUCGUUUUGUCAAAGCGCUGUCCACAUCCCCUUUGCCAGCUCAGCGAGCAACUUUCGGUUGCUGCAACCAACGCCAUUUUAGCGGCUCUGCCGGUGCUCUUCACAUUCGUUUCUGUAGAUCCUUGUUCACCUGGAAGAAAUCUGGCGGCCCAGAUGUGGAAUUAA
Messenger RNA from Gongylonema pulchrum, 453 nucleotides. Lineage: Eukaryota; Metazoa; Nematoda; Chromadorea; Rhabditida; Gongylonematidae. The record is from the annotation of a GenBank genome assembly.